Messenger RNA from Penicillium taxi, 1053 nucleotides. RefSeq lists its product as uncharacterized. The transcript is spliced from 2 exons. The record is from RefSeq and is a predicted model, not a curated record. The coding region runs from base 1 to 1053 and encodes 350 amino acids. NCBI's taxonomy places the organism in Eukaryota, Fungi, Ascomycota, Eurotiomycetes, Eurotiales, Aspergillaceae.
AUGCCUCACAAACACAAGAGACGUGAGCAAGAUGACUCCCAAUUUAAUCUUCCGCCGUCGAUGAUCGCGAAAGCACUUCCAGUGCGCGACCUAAACCAGCCAAAGAAGCAGACAAACGGCAAGAAGCAGCAGCAAAAGUCGAAGCAGCAGCAGCAAAAACAAGUCGCCGAGGGCAACAAUAAACCGACAAAUAGCCGCCGCAAGGGUGCCAAGGAAGAUGACACCCCGAAAGCGUUCCAGCGGUUAAUGCAGUUCCGAACAACUGGGAGACGGGCACCAUCCGGACUAGAGACUGGCGAAAAGCGAGACAAGAAGCGGAAGCGUGAGGAUGAAAAGGAAGGCCCAAGUAAGAAGUCUACGAAGGCAGAAUCUCAGCAAGCAGCCGAGGCCGAGGCCAAGGCCAAGGCCAAAUUGGCAAUGCCGAAGAUCCUUCCCGGUGAAAAAUUGUCUGAUUUCUCGGCGCGUGUUGAUCGUGCUCUGCCUCUCUCUCAAAUGUCAAAGUCGACCCUACCAAAUGGGGCUAAAAACCGCGAUCACAAGGUUACAAAGCAUGAGAAACAUUUGAAACGACUGCAGGCCGGUUGGCGUGCAGAUGAUAUUAAGAUCAAGGAGAAGGAGGAAGCAGAGCGUGAGGAGCGAGCUGAGGCGAUGGAAGAGCAGUUGGAAUUGAUGAAGGAGUGGGACUUGGAGAGGCGGGGUGGAAAGGCCAAGAAGAAGGGGGCUAUUCCAAAGAAGAAGAAGAAGGGUGCGAAUGCCGAUGCAGAUGUUGACAUUCACAGUGGCGAUGACGACCCUGAUCCAUGGGCUAAGCUGAAGAAGCGUGACAAGGAGCGCAAGGCCAAUGUCAACCCGUUCGAUGUUGCCAAGGCACCGCCAACGUUGCAAAAGCCAAGGGAGAUCUUCAAGGUCCGCGGAGGAGCUAAGGUUGAUGUUGCCAAUGUUCCGAAUGCCGUGGGCAGUUUGAGACGACGAGAGGAAUUGGCCGGUGAAAGACGAAACAUUGUGGAAGAAUAUCGUCGGUUAAUGGCAGAGAAGCGCGGACAAGUGCUGUGA